Molecule: messenger RNA, 966 nt
Organism: Colletotrichum lupini
Lineage: Eukaryota; Fungi; Ascomycota; Sordariomycetes; Glomerellales; Glomerellaceae
Exons: 5
Coding region: 1-966 (321 amino acids)
Source: RefSeq, a predicted model, not a curated record
AUGUGUCUCAAGCCGCCCCAAUCACCAGAUCUCGACUAUACACCAAAGCGGCCUGCUGGCAUUGACGAGCUCGCCCAAAAGAGAGCGCACUCCCGCGACCUUCACACCAUCGUCAUCUCUCUGGACCCUGCCGGCCCUGCGACCCGCAUUGACGUGGUUCUCCCAGCCGAUUGUGCCGUCAUCCCCAGCAGCCUCUGUCUGACACGCAAGACGUUUCGACCCUCUGGCCUUCACUGCCCGCCGCCCGAACUGCCACGCUUCUGUCAUUCCAUCCCCAAAAGUCAAGUGCCUCCCAGCCAAAUCCUGCCGACGGACGAAAACACCCGAAAUGAGGAGGCCGAUAUUCGAAUGCCCUCAGCGGCGCUUGGUCGAGCUCUUAGUCUUGGCGUCAGCAGCAACAGCAGCAACAAUCAGCGUCGGAAGCACAUCACUCAGCCUGACGUUUGUCAGUCUGUUCAAGUACAGGUCAACACGAUACUUGGCCAAGCUCUGUCCGGAAACCUGGUAAACUUGCUCUGCGGCGCACUCAACCAACAGACGUCAUCGGCAGUGCAGACGAUAUCUACCACAACGAUAAUCAUUCUGCCUUCAACAACCGCCAUUGCUCCUCCUCCACCCCCGCCUCCGCCGGCUACGACGUCUGUCGCUCCACCGCCGCCGCCACCAACAACAUCAUUAUCAACAUCAACGCCUAUUAUACUGCCGCCGUCGAGCCAGGCGCCUCUGCCUCCGGCAACCACAGCGAUACCGCCAGUAUCUAGUCAGGCGCCCCCUAUCAUACCUCCCACCACUAUUGUCACUUCAACGACAACGACUGAGAACCAGGCCUCGCCGCAAAGCACCUCUUCAGCCCCGGUGAACCCUCUCGAUGCUUUGCUCAUGAACGGCGGUAUGGUCAGCAAACCAAGAGGUCGUAUCGCGUGGGGCCUACCAGUCCUUGCCGUUGUCAUGCAUGGAAUUAUUUGA